GCAGGCGGCGCCCGCGGGCCGCUGACGCGCGCCCCCGCACCAUGACGGGCUCAGCGGCCGGCGCCCAGCGCUGCCCCCACGCCAAGGGCGCCAGAGGCGCGCGGUCCCGGAGCAGCCACGCGCGGCCCGUGCGCCCGGCCACCGGCGGGGGCUCCGAGGAGGAGGACAAAGACGGCGGCGCGCUGUUCCGCGUGAACAAGGGCGGCUUCCCCAUCGACAGCCACACCUGGGAGCGCAUGUGGAUGCACGUGGCCAGGGUGCACCCCCAGGGGGGCGAGGUGGUGGGCGCCAUCCGCAACGCCACCUUCCUGGCAAAGCCUUCCAUCCCACAGGUCCCUGACUACAGGCUGUCCAUGAGCAUUCCCGACUGGCUGCAGGCCGUCCAGAGCUACAUGAAGACGCUGCAAUACAACCACACUGGGACCCAGUUCUUUGAAAUUCGGAAGAUGAGACCUCUGAGCGGGCUGAUGGAGACUGCCCGGGAGAUGACCCGCGAGUCCCUGCCCAUCAAAUGCCUGGAGGCCGUCAUCCUGGCCAUAUACCUGACCAACGGCCAGCCCAGCGUGGAGCGCUUCCCCAUCAGCUUCAAGACCUACUUCUCAGGGAGCCACUUCCACCACGUGGUGCUCGGCAUUUACUGCAACGGCCGCUACGGCUCGCUGGGCAUGAGCCGCAGGGCCGAGCUGAUGGACAAGCCGCUGGCCUUCCGCACGCUCAGCGACCUGGUGUUCGACUUCGAGGACUCCUACCGCAAGUACCUGCACACGCUGAAGAAGGUGAAGGUCGGCCUGUACGUGCCGCACGAGCCGCACAGCUUCCAGCCCAUCGAGUGGAAGCAGCUGGUGCUCAACGUGCCCAAGAUGCUGCGGGCCGACCUGCGCAAGGAGCUGGAGCGGCACGCGCGGGACAUGCGCAUGAAGGUGCGGGUGGGCCCCAGCACCCAGUCUCUAAGCCAAGUGAGAAUCCGGGGCAAGUCCCUCUCCCCCCGGAGGAGGCAGGGCAGCCCCACACGCAGGUCGGGCCGGAGAGACAAGCCGCCGGCGCUGCCCGAGAAGGUGGCCGAGCUCAGCACCCUGAACGAAGUGGGUUACCAGAUCCGCAUUUAG
Messenger RNA from Sorex fumeus (smoky shrew), 1106 nucleotides. RefSeq names its product vasohibin 2 (gene VASH2). Gene Ontology annotation, cellular component: cytoplasm. The transcript is spliced from 7 exons. The record is from RefSeq and is a predicted model, not a curated record. NCBI's taxonomy places the organism in Eukaryota, Metazoa, Chordata, Mammalia, Eulipotyphla, Soricidae. The coding region runs from base 42 to 1106 and encodes 354 amino acids. Gene Ontology annotation, biological process: regulation of angiogenesis.